CGCUCCAUCCCAUAAUCUCCAAGUUCAAACAGCGAAAGCAGAGAGCGACGGGCACCCAGGGAGAAAGAGACAAAGAAAAUAGAGAAAAGGUGAGGAAUUAACCGAUAUGGCUGACAAAGCCUUAAAGGUUGGAAUUGUUGGAUACGGACAUUUAGGACAGUUUCUUGUUGAGAAGAUCCAGAGUGAAGGCGCUGAAGUGGGGCUUCAGUUAGCAUUCGUGUGGAACCGAAAUGCAGACAAACUGAAAGAUUCACUGCCCAAAGAUCUCAUUCUUCAUGACCUAUCAGAUUUCACCCAGAGAGACACUGAUGUAAUUGUGGAGGUUUGUCAUCCACUGAUAGUAAAAGAAUUCGGGGUCAGAUUUCUGUCGCACGCUCACUUCCUGGUGGGCAGCCCUUCUGCACUGUCUGAUGGUCAGCUCGAGCAAGAUCUCCGCACUGCUGCAAAACAACAAGGAAAAACACUCUAUGUGCCCAGCGGUGCAUUAUGGGGCGGCCAAGAUAUUCAAAAAAUGAAUGACAGUGGAACUUUACGGGCUCUCUCCAUCCGAAUGUCUAAACACCCCUCUUGUUUCCGGCUGACUGGCGGUCUACUCUCUGAUUGGACAGAGGGAGAGGGGAGGCGGGUCUUGUAUCGCGGCUCAGUAGCAGAGCUCUGCCCAAUUGCCCCAAACAAUGUGAACACAAUGGCAGCAGCAGCCAUAGCAGCAUCAAAACUGGGCUUCCACGGGGUUACUGGAGAAAUCGUUUCAGACACUGCAUUGGCAGACUACCACAUUGUGGAAGUAGACGUUACUGGUCCAGAUGGAUUCUCAGUGAAAACGGUGCGACAAAACCCCGCCAAACUGGGAGCUGUAACAGGAAAUGCCACAUACAAUUCAUUCUGGAGCAGCUUACUGGUCUGCAAGGGUCACGGAGGGAGAGUAUAUCUGUGCUGAUAACAUUGGACUGCUGCAGAAAGUGCACAAGUUAACAGAGGAAAGCGUUAGUGGAUGAAUGAAUUAAUAAAACAAGUGUCAAGUCAA
Messenger RNA from Danio rerio (zebrafish), 1024 nucleotides. The record is from RefSeq and is a predicted model, not a curated record. NCBI's taxonomy places the organism in Eukaryota, Metazoa, Chordata, Actinopteri, Cypriniformes, Danionidae.